Gongylonema pulchrum is the source of this 360-nucleotide messenger RNA. The record is from the annotation of a GenBank genome assembly. Lineage: Eukaryota; Metazoa; Nematoda; Chromadorea; Rhabditida; Gongylonematidae.
AUGCCUGCCACACAUAACAAGAAAAUACACUCGCGGACGAACGUGAAACCAACCGAUCAACACGUUGCUGUGGCUAUAGAAUGCGUUGCAAGACGCUACGUUGGCUGUGGCAAUGCAAUGGCCGGUGAACAGCAACAUCUCGAUCUGCUGAACGGCCUUUGGCGCAUUUCCGUUUUUGCAGGCUGCGAAGAUCUAAGAUACGCCGAUUGGGCCCCAUCCAUCGUCCAGUGGCUCGGGAUCCAUCGAGUGACCAUCGAGAGUGGCCUGGGUCCACUGAGUGAGCUGAGGCCCUUCACAAAUCCGUCUGACCGCCGUUACGGCGCCACCGUGGAAAGUGCAGGACAGUGGGCACAUUUAUGA